CUGAGGUGGUACUAAAAAAAAGUACCAGGUACUAUCCACGUUGGAAAACCCCCCAAAAGCGAACAGAGUCGUACAGUGCAGAGGAAAAGCCCCAUUAGGCUACUCGAAGCUUCCCGAUAUCUGCACAGCUUUUUUUUUAAAAAAAUACACCGUCUUGCAUUUUAUCGUGCCGUUCAAGCUAUGAUAAGGACUGACUGCGUUGCUGAAGAACUCCGGAAUAAUAUUUAGUUGGCCCACGAGUGCACACGUUUGUUGGUUGUGUAGUGUGUGUGUGUUUGUUUGGUUGAACAGCACUUCAAAAUCCCUGUAAAAACAGUUAGUUGGACCAUGUUGAAAUCCAAAACGUUUGUGAAGAAGACCCGUGCUGGUGGAGUAUUGAAAAUAGUGCGUGAACAUUACCUCCGAGAUGACAUUUGGUGUGGAAGUGAAGUUUGUAUGGAGUGCAAAGAUGAAGCGCCAGUGCUCCAAGAGGACGCCUGUAUAGAGAGUAGCUUGUGUUCAUAUCCUCACUACUUAAUCCCAGACACCAACGUGGUUUUACAUCAGAUCGACAUACUUGAGGACCCUCUGAUCAGGAAUGUGAUCAUCCUUCAGACCGUUUUACAAGAGGUCAGACACAGGAGUGCACCGGUUCACAAAAGAAUCAAGGAUGCCAUUCAUGAAAAAGACAAGCACUUCUACACCUUCACCAAUGAACAUCACAGGGAGACUUUUGUUGAACGAGUGCAAGGGGAGAGUGCCAACGAUCGCAAUGAUCGUGCCAUUCGUGUUGCUGUGAAAUGGUAUACAGAUCACCUUGCUAAAGUGACCAAUGGUGACACAAUGAAAGUGGUUCUGCUGACCAAUGACUGGGCCAACAAAGAAAAGGCAGAGCAGCAUGGUCUAUUGGUGUACAGAUGUGAGGAGUAUGUAAAGAGCUUGAUUGGCAACCCUGAGCUUGUGGACAGACUUGCAUUGACAUCUGAUGAUCAGAAUGAAAUCACUGGUGGUAAGUUGAUGUUUCCAGAGCACCUUCCCUUAUCCAGGAUCCAGACUGGAAUAAAGAAUGGACUAUUUCUUCAGGGCACAUUUCAUGCCAACAGAGAUAAUUAUCUGGAGGGCACAGUCUUCAUGCAUAGAGAGGGGGAAGAGGUCACUGAGGUUUUACUUCAAGGCUUUCAGAACUUAAACCGGGCUGUGCAUCAGGACAUAGUGGCUGUUGAACUCUUUCCAACAGAACGCUGGGUCGCUCCCUCAUCUGUUGUGCUGCAAGACGAAGGUCCACAUGAUGAAGAUGUUGAGGAAGAUGAGAUCAAGGAAAAUGUGGAGAGUGUGUCACAGUCUAGUGUUUUGAAGCCCACUGGACGAGUGGUGGGCAUUAUAAAAAGGAACUGGAGGCCUUUCUGUGGUAUGCUCUCUCAGUCACAGAUCAAAGAGGCAACAAGGCAUCUUUUCACCCCAGCAGACCGGCGAAUCCCACGGAUCCGUAUCGAGACCAGGCAGGCUGCCACUCUGGUUGGACAAAGGAUCAUGGUUGCUAUUGAUGGCUGGCCCAAAAAUUCCAGAUACCCAAAUGGUCACUUUGUGAAAAAUUUGGGUACUGCUGGGGAUAAAGAGACCGAAACAGAGGUACUUCUCCUAGAACAUGAUGUUCCUCACCAGCCCUUCUCCCAGGCUGUCCUCUGCUUCCUACCCAAGAUGCCCUGGACCAUUACUGAGGAGGACCUCAAGGUCCGAGCAGAUCUGAGACACCUCUGUGUGUGUAGUGUGGAUCCUCCUGGCUGUACAGACAUUGAUGAUGCUCUUCACUGUUGGCAACUAGAGAAUGGAAACUUGGAGGUUGGUGUUCACAUAGCAGAUGUCAGCCAUUUUAUUCGGCCAGGAAAUGCAUUAGACCAGGAGGCAGCCAACAGAGGCACCACGGUCUACCUUUGCGGAAAGAGAAUUGACAUGGUCCCUGAACUUCUGAGUUCCAACCUUUGCUCUCUGCGGUCCAAUGUUGAGAGGUUAGCAUUCUCCUGUAUUUGGGAGAUGAACCACAAUGCUGAAAUAAUUAACACACGCUUCACAAAGAGCAUCAUCAACUCCAAGGCCUCCCUUACAUAUGCAGAAGCUCAGAUGAGGAUUGAUGACACUACCAUGAAUGAUGACAUCACAAAGAGUCUGCGGGGCCUUAACAAACUGGCCAAGAUUUUAAAGUUCCGGAGGACCGAAAAAGGAGCGCUGACCCUCUCCUCUCCUGAAGUGCGUUUUCAUAUAGACAGUGAAACUCAUGACCCCAUAGAUCUGCAGACCAAAGAACUGAUGGAGACUAAUUCUAUGGUGGAGGAGUUCAUGUUGUUGGCGAAUAUCUCUGUAGCACAGAAGAUCUAUGAGGAGUUCUCAGAGUGUGCCCUACUGAGGAAACACCCUUCACCACCACCAUCAAACUAUGAUAUCCUCAUUAAGGCUGCGCAGUCAAGGGACCUCGUCAUCCACACAGAUUCAGCCAAAGCUCUGGCUGACUCCCUGAACAAUGCAACAGUUGAGAGCUUUCCAUACUUCAACACUCUGAUCAGGAUCCUGGCCACCCGCUGCAUGAUGCAGGCCGUGUAUUUCUGCUCUGGCAUGGACAGCGAUUUCCACCAUUAUGGCCUGGCCUCACCCAUUUAUACACACUUCACAUCACCCAUCAGAAGAUACUCUGAUAUCAUAGUUCACCGACUGUUAGCAGUGGCUAUUAAUGCAGACAGUACAUACCCAGAUUUGAUGGACAAGCACAAGCAGUCGGCCAUGUGCAACAACCUCAACUACAGACACAAAAUGGCCCAGUAUGCGCAGAGAGCCUCAGUGGCUUUCCACACUCAGCUUUUUUUCAAGAAUAAGGGAAUCGUAAAUGAAGAAGGCUACAUUCUGUUUGUAAGAAAAAAUGCCAUCAUCAUCCUCAUCCCCAAAUUUGGAUUGGAGGGUGCUGUGUUUUUUGAGAACAAAGACAAACCCAGUCCUCAUCUCUGCUUUGACUCAGAGGGGCCCACACUCACAGUGGAGGAACACACCUUUCACAUGUUUGAUAAAGUCAAAAUUACUGUCAGCCUUGACUCUUCCAACAUCCAGCACCAGAGGAUCAGAAUGGCACUCAUUGAACCAGUGAUCUCUGGGGUUAGUGUUCCUGUGCCUGAGUCGGAACCAGAGGCCAAAAAACCCAAACUGGACCGCUGAAAUCUAAGCACCAAGGACUGUCUUACAACUAUAAAUUUAUUAUGAAUUAUAAAAGCAAAAAUAAUUCAAAUGAAAGGGUUUUUAGUAGCUUUUUUUUUUUUUCAUUGUUCACCCAAUUCUUGUUUUAAUUUUUUUCACUUUCUAUAUAUUUUUAACAGGCUAAUGCAUUGUUUUACCUACAAUCUGUGAAAAUGGUGGAAUUACAAAUAUGUUCUCGUUUCUUUUUGAGCCAUAAGUUUCAGUCGUCCCUCUAAUCCACAAUCUGUGGUUCAUUUUGUUCAGUGAAAACGGAGCACUGUUAAUAAAUGCAGGGUUGCCAGUCUAUUUGAAUUUCCAUGAUGUAAAACCGAGUUUCCCUGUUCAAACAUUUACCUUUCCAUUCUGAAAUCAUAUAGUCACAGAUUUUCAAAUAUGCAUAACCAUUACAUUGUUUUUUGUAAAAAAAAAAAAUAAUUUUAUUGAUUGAACCCAUUAUAUCAGAAUCUCUGUAAUUUUUAAUACAUAUGGGAAUGGUAGCCUAAACUUUUUUGAUUUUUCCGCUCUUAGAUCAGCACUAAGCAUCAUUUAAAUGUUUUUUUUUUUCCUUCUUCAAUUGUAUGUUUUUUCAAACAUUGAAGCUCUUUGUGUAGUACCCUAAGACAAAAUCAAGCAAAACUAUCAGCUUUUCAGAAACAAAUUUUUGUCUUGGACUUAAAUCUGUAGUACAUGCAUAAUUUUUCUGCUUCCAGAAACUUGAUCUGGAACGAGAUAUUUUGUACAAACACAAAUCUUUCUUUUACAAGAACCGGUUUGAUAGCAAUAUAAAUUUGGCUUGUCAAUAAGACAGUGCUGCUGGGUUACCAUUUUGUAACAAUGGUAUUUCUUAACAGAAAUGCAAUAAAGAUAUGAAAAUAAACUGUAAUGAUUACAAUGAAACUACAGUGCAUUCAGAAGGUAUUCAUACCCCUUUGUUUUUUUCACAAUUUGUUUUUCUUCACAAUGUACACUCCAUACCCCAUAAUGACAAAGCAAAAAUCAGAAGAAAAAACUGAAAUAUCACAUUGACAUAAAUAUUCAGACCUUUAACUCAGUGCUUCAUUGAAGCACCUUUGGAAGGGAUUACAGCCUCAAGUGAUUUUGGGAAUGAUGCGACAAGCUUUGCACAUCCGGAUUUGGGGAUUUGUUUUUUUGCCAUUGAUCUCUGCAGAUCAUCUCGAGCUCUGUCAGGUUGGAUGGGGACUGUCAAAGACAGCCAUUUUCAGGUCUCCAGAGAUGUUCGAUUGAGUUCAAGUCCGGCCUCUGAUUGGGCCACUCAAGGACAUUCUCAGAGUUGUCCCUAAGCCACUCUUGCAUUGUCUUGGUUG
Messenger RNA from Xyrauchen texanus (razorback sucker), 4520 nucleotides. It is a transcript of the gene dis3, whose product is annotated as DIS3 exosome endoribonuclease and 3'-5' exoribonuclease. Gene Ontology annotation, cellular component: cytoplasmic exosome (RNase complex); nuclear exosome (RNase complex). Gene Ontology annotation, biological process: rRNA catabolic process. The record is from RefSeq and is a predicted model, not a curated record. NCBI's taxonomy places the organism in Eukaryota, Metazoa, Chordata, Actinopteri, Cypriniformes, Catostomidae. Bases 328 to 3177 code for a protein of 949 amino acids. The transcript is spliced from 21 exons. Gene Ontology annotation, molecular function: 3'-5'-RNA exonuclease activity; RNA binding; endonuclease activity.